Molecule: messenger RNA, 1737 nt
Organism: Camelina sativa (false flax)
Lineage: Eukaryota; Viridiplantae; Streptophyta; Magnoliopsida; Brassicales; Brassicaceae
Source: RefSeq, a predicted model, not a curated record
AUGGUAAUGGGAGAGGUUCCUCUAAAGCUAGGAUCACAAGUUGGCUCUAUGGAGAAAAGGAAAGGAGAUAUCAGUAAACAGGAAGGAUUGGGGUGGCCUCAAGACUUGACAGUUCAGCGUCUCAUGGAAAUGCGUCAAAAACAUUUCCCUGAGAUUUUGUUCUUAAUGGAGACAAUGAAUAUAAGAGAUGUACUUGUAGAUAUUCAAUGUUGGUUAGGUUAUGAUCAUGUAUAUACGGUGAACCCAGUUGGGAGAUGUGGAGGUCUUGCUUUAUUUUGGAAGAAGAGUGUGGAGAUCGACUUUCUGUUUGUUGAUAAGAAUAUUUUGGACCUGAAGGUAAAUAUUGGCAGUGCAACUUACUUCCUCUCAUGUGUCUAUGGAAACCCCAAUAGCAGUCUCAUAAACGGGGUUUGGGAAAAACUGACUAGGAUUGGGAUCCCAAGGAAGGAGAAGUGGUGUAUGAUAGGAGAUUUUAAUGAGAUACUCCAUAAUGGAGAGAAAUUAGGAGGACCUACCAGAAGUGAAGCAUAUUUUGUGGAUUUUGCUGAAAUGCUGAAAGCUUGUGAAGUAUCGGAGCUGUCAAGUACUGAAUGGCUUACUUUCUUUCCUGCGGCUAAUCAGGCUUUCUUAGAUAAGAAAGAUUCUGAUCAUAGGCCAGUAUUGGUCUCUUUAGUCUCAUCUCAGGACAGCUAUAGAGGUUCCAUCCGUUUGACAAGCGUCUCUUGCACAAGCUGUUGGUUAAAGAAUCAAUUGAAAAAGCUUGGUCAGCCUCUUCCUCUCUUUUUGGGCAAUGAGCUACUGAAAGACUUAGAAGGUGUCGAAAGGCUCUCAGAGGAAAUCGAAGCUGAGCAUGCAUUCAUAAACACAUCCUUUUCAAGAAUGGUGAUCAUAAAGAGAGAUAUGGUAGUAGCACAUAAAGAAGAGGAGAUUCAUUGGACGCAGAAAUCAAGAAAGCAAUGGCUUCGCUCGGGGGACAAAAAUACAAAAUACUUCCAUAAUUCGGUCAAAGCGGAAAGAACCAAAAAUGCUAUAGUGAAGCUUAUUAACGAAGCUGGAUUGGCCCAGAAAUCAGAGGCCUCAAAAGGGGAUGUAGCAGCUCGGUAUUUCCAGAAACUCUUUGCUUCUUCUUACCCUAGGGAAGAGGACCUCCAAUUUUUUCAAGAUUUUGUUCCUAAGGUGAAUGAAGAAAUGAAUGAAUUGAUUAUAGCUGAUGUAACAUCAGAGGAAGUUAGACAAGCAGUCUUCUCAAUCAGUCCUUCUCGGGCACCUAGAGCAGACGGAAUGACCGGUCUAUUUUUUCAAAAGUAUUGGAGUGUGGUGGGUGAGCAGAUAACUAAGGAGGUUCUCAGUUUUUUCAAAGAUGGUUCCUUCGACAAAGAAUGGAACUUUACCCAAAUUUGUCUCAUCCCCAAGAAGGUAAAUGCUUCUUUUAUGUAUGAUUUAAGACCUAUCAGCCUCUGUUCAGUGAUGUACAAAAUCAUUUCAAAGAUUAUGGUUGCCAGACUUAAGCCUUUUCUUCCGGUCAUUAUCUCUCCAACCCAAUCUGCUUUCGUUCCAGAGAGGCUUAUUUCAGACAACAUCAUUAUCGCGCAUGAGAUUGUCCACAGUUUGAGGACGCAUGAGGCAACUUCAAAACAUUAUAUGGCUGUAAAAACAGACAUGUCGAAAGCUUUUGAUAGAGUGGAAUGGAGCUAUUUGAAAGCUCUACUAGUUGCGUUGGGAUUCCACCCAAAAUGA